Messenger RNA from Hyaloscypha bicolor E, 3219 nucleotides. RefSeq lists its product as uncharacterized. The coding region runs from base 1 to 3219 and encodes 1072 amino acids. NCBI's taxonomy places the organism in Eukaryota, Fungi, Ascomycota, Leotiomycetes, Helotiales, Hyaloscyphaceae. Gene Ontology annotation, molecular function: ATP hydrolysis activity; ATP binding. The record is from RefSeq and is a predicted model, not a curated record. The transcript has 2 exons.
AUGGAGCCUCCCAAUCUCCUACCGGUAGUAGUCGACGAUCUCAGAGAGCAAAUCAAAAGACUUGAGGCGCGGCUUACGGGCAUCGAGAACCAUGGUCGAUCCGACUUUAUCCAAGACACGACUGGCGACGCCGAGCAGGAGGAGAGCAGCGUUGGAGAGUAUAGAAGAGGCCACGAUCAGCAAACAAGCUCGAUGAAAACCAUCCCAAAGGUGCGCAAAUGCAACUUCAUGGAGUUUAAAAAUCGCUUCACAGAGGAAGACGGCUGUUACGCGAUCGAUGUCUUAGAAUCUGGCGUUCUUCUAGACCAAGAGAUUCAUCAGGAGCAAUUGUUGCGUGAACGCCUUGGCGAGAGCAGCGGGAGAGCCCUUUCGCGUGCUGCAAAGCGCAAGGCGGAUGCUCUUGUGAAGGAAGCCAAUCGCACCAAUGACGCCUUGCGCAACGCUCAAUCCGAUGAUAUUUGGAUUCGGCGUAUACGAAUUCAGUCUCCAGCGCUCCUCAGAAUCUUCUCAAAGAUCCAAGGAGAGACUUGGUCCGCAAGGCCAAGGGUGUAUUAUCGUCCUUUCUGUCCGCUAAUUUACUACUUGCCAAAAAUGAAAAAAGUCUUAGGGGAGUUGGAAAAGCGGUGGGCCUCUCAUCUGGAUGGCACAUCAGGAGAGGCUCCCGGCAAGAGUAUCGGGGAUGAUGUAGAGGUAGGCGAGGAAGGCGAGGAAGGGGAGGAAGUGGAGGAAGCCCUCGAUGAUAGCCCGGCUGCCUUGGCUGUUAUGCGCUGCUUUGUGGAAUUCCUGGACAAAGAUGUAGUACCGGACUCUGUCCGCUUUGCCAGUCUGGACUAUUCGAGCGAUGCGAGGAUCCGAUUCUCCGAUCUGUGCUACCUCUUCAGGACAGGUGAUACUAUCUACCGGCCAGUCGAGGGCGAAUUGCCCGGAUGCCGGGAUUCGCGAAUGGGACAGAGAGCCUGGAGAGUAUACCAUGUUGAUUACUCCAGCGGCAGAAUUCAAGCUCCUUCUUCGGACCAUCACAACUCCGUCCACCAAGGGCCGGAAGUCAAUGACGGUCGUUUUACAAUGCAAUCAUAUUGUAUCGACCACACUGGCGACGAGCUAUGUGUGAUAACAAACUCCUUCACCAUACCGCCAUAUGAAGGACUGAAGCCUGUCAACUCUUUGCCUAUCUUCCCUCUUCGAUUUGUGGCGGACCACAAGCAUUUUCUUCAGUUAGCCAUGGACGCUGGAGACCAGGUUUUGCGUUCCAUCGAGACAAAGCACGCAACUUACAAUAGCUGGACAAUCAUACGUAACCCAAAGGGAAGUUUCGUUACUGAUGCAAAUGGUGUAAUUCUGAAGCAUCCUGAACACGUCAAUAGUGAGGUGAUGGUGGACUACGGAGAAGCGUUCCAGGCCUGUCCUUCUUGGCGGCCUGAACGCGCAUUCCUGAAACCAGAAACCGUGAACCAGACUACGGUCUCCGACGACUUCAACAUUCAUUGGUGGUCAGGACCGGAUAGGGCUAGACUGUUAAGAGAAUCGAGCGAGAUCAGGCCGCGUCGGACAGGAAUACAUGUCUUGCAGCGGAACAAGUUCGUGUCAGAAGACCCUUUUCUUGCUGCAGAUAGCGAGAAUCAACAACUGGGGCAACAUACCACCAAGAAGCAUCUCCGUCAUGAGGACAAGGUGCUGAUUACAUGCCGUGUCUUUGCAUACGUCUUCAGGGAAAGAAAAUUUGCUCACCUGGACGUGCAACGGCUGAAGCCUUCCGCACAAUCAAGGGAUGCCCUUGACUCUCUAAGGAUCCCAGAAGAAACCAAGGAUCUUAUUCAGGGUUCUGUUCGAGGCCACUUCAUCCAGAAAGAAUUUGAAAAAAGAAACGGCGAGGAAGGCCUAUCGCUAGAUGUGAUCCAAGGAAAAGGAACCGGCCUGUUUAUACUCCUCCAUGGCGUACCUGGUGUGGGUAAAACCGCGACUGCAGAAGCGGUAGCGCAAGCUAAUGGCAAGCCGUUAUUUAAGAUCACUGUCGGUGACCUUGGCCUCACUCCAGAUCAGGUAGAGUCUUCUUUGAGGCACAUCUUUCGACUCGCGAGCAACUGGGACUGCAUUCUUUUGAUGGAUGAAGUGGAUACAUUCUUUUCCCAACGUUCGAAAGGAGAUGCGGCGAUGACCAAGAACGCACUUGUAUCAGUCUUUUUACGGGUUCUGGAUUACUAUACUGGUAUUCUGUUCCUGACCACCAACCGUGCGGGAGCUUUGGACGAGGCAUUCAAAUCUCGAAUACACUACAAGCUGUACUUCCCUCCGUUGGACAAACAGCAGACUCUUGACAUCUGGAAACUCAACAUUCAACGGCUACGGCACGUCGAGGAACAGUGCAAGGAGAGACGGGCUCUGAAAAUUUCCGAAACUGCCAUCCUGGACUUUGCUGAGCACCAGUUUGACAACAACGAGAAACGUGAUGGACAGUGGAACGGUCGUCAGAUCCGCAAUGCAUUCCAAGUGGCCAGGAGCUUGGCCUUAUUCGAGGCAGCGAAUGAGGCAGCACGAAGGACGGGAUUGAGUUCUAAUGAGCCUGCCCCAGCUGCUGUAAUGGAUGUGAAACACUUCCUCCUAAUGCAUCAAAUUACCGAAUCCUUCGACAACUAUAUGAAAGAAGUGUUUUCUGGAAUGAACGAUGGGGAUCUCGCAUUGGAAAUGGAGCAUCGCGCAGACCACUGGACAAACAGCCGGUGGGCGAAGAAAAUCGGGGGGCUUGAGGAGUAUAGAGAUCGUUAUAACAGCUACGAUGGCAGGAGAUCACCCUUCGAAGGGCCUCCUUCUCGAGGUUUCACUGGUCGGCCGAGGAGCAGCAGCCAUAAGGAAAGCCGUCCCUCUUUCUCAAUUCCAGUCUCAACGCAGCUUUAUUCAUCAAACACCCUUCAGCCACCUCUCGCUGCUGGAUACGAUGAGGCGGUCGUGGAUGAUCUAGGGGGUGACAUGUUUCCAUUAACGUCACCCAACUCACGCCAGCGCCACCAAUCCAAUCCAUUUGAAUCUUUCGAAGGAGAGUACACGGCUGGACGCAAUGCGAAUGACAGCCCGAGGGUUGCAUCUGGCCCCAAUUUCAAAUCACUUACACGGGGCAAUGGAGGCUACUCUUUUGGGAGAGAUAGUCGUCGCCAGAGCAAUUUUGAAGCAGAGCCAGAUUAUAGGAAGGAAAGAAAUGAGUAUGGGAAGAGGGAAAGAGAAUAA